UGCACUACAGCUCGUCAGGCAUCAUAAAGCUGCCGUUCACCGCAUGAAAAAACGCAGCAUUCUUUUCGUCCAGAAAGAACGGACCGAUCCAAGCAGCUGACCCGACAGGGGCCCGCAGGGUUUCGACGAGGAAUGCAUUACAUGCCAUUUUUAGCUGCUCAGGAAUUCGUGACUGGAGAAAUACGUUGCUAGUCGUUUUUCUGUCGCCGCACAAAUGGAUAAACUUCGUCAUAUCACCUGAAAAUCUACGUGUUUUACAGGAAUAAGAUUUAGAUACUGAUUUUUCACGGUUUUUCAACAAAUAAUCUGGAAAUCAGCUUACAGAAGCCCAGAAAAAGGGCUUUAUAUCCAGUCUUAUUGAAGCUGGCUGUGGAGUGAGUUGCCAUUUGGUUGUUUAAUCCACAAUCAUCACGAUGCCUGACUUCUACAGAGUCCUCAAUGUUUCCAAGACCUCCAGUGAUAGUGACAUCAAGAAAGCUUACAGAAAACUCGCAUUGAAAUGGCAUCCCGACAAGAACCCUAACAACAAGAAAGAAGCUGAGAGGAGGUUCAAAGAGAUUGCCGAGGCAUAUGAGAUUCUAUCAGAUAAGAAAAAGAGGGAUGUCUAUGACAGAUAUGGUCUAGAUGGUUUGAAACAGCAGUCUGGAGGAGGACACAAUACAGACUUUGACUUUGACAGCUUUGGAGGUGGCUUCGGCAGCGGAUUUGGAAGGAGGGGAGGAUUCCACUUUGAGUUCAGGAACCCAGACGAUAUCUUCAGGGAAUUCUUUGGAACCAACAACCCUUUCAGUGCCUUCUUUGAAGAAUCAACACGCGGAUCUUACGACACUCAUGAUUCACUUUUCCAGGAUUCUUUCUUCAACUCUGGUCUACCUUCCUUCGGUUUGCCCCAUGCACCAAGCCGACUACGCUCUGGCUUUAUGUUUGAUCCCUAUGGUGAUCUAUGGAGUAUCUUUCCUCGUAGUGGUUCUAGACUACAUGAUGGUGGAGGAGGAGGUUUCUCCUCAUUUGGCAGUGCAUUCGGAGAUUUUGGCAGUGGGUUCACAUCAUUCUCUUCAUCGUCAUCUUUUGGAACCCCUAAUUCUGCUACCGGUGUGAGGAGAACUUCAACCUCUACUAGGUUCAUCAACGGCAAGAAAAUUAAAACAACAAAAAUUUACGAAAAUGGACAGGAAACGGAGAUCACGGAGGAAGAUGGGAAAGUAACGUCCAAACUGGUCAACGGACGACAAGAAAUGCUGACAUACUGAAGGAUCUGAUGCCAACUCAUCAUGCCUUAUACGCAUAUUCAAUCUGAUUCUU
This is a messenger RNA of Lytechinus variegatus (green sea urchin), 1302 nucleotides long. Its product is annotated as dnaJ homolog subfamily B member 6-like. The record is from RefSeq and is a predicted model, not a curated record. The coding region runs from base 414 to 1250 and encodes 278 amino acids. The transcript is spliced from 10 exons. Gene Ontology annotation, molecular function: Hsp70 protein binding. Lineage: Eukaryota; Metazoa; Echinodermata; Echinoidea; Temnopleuroida; Toxopneustidae.